Molecule: messenger RNA, 2292 nt
Organism: Diatraea saccharalis (sugarcane borer)
Lineage: Eukaryota; Metazoa; Arthropoda; Insecta; Lepidoptera; Crambidae
Source: the annotation of a GenBank genome assembly
AUGAUGAGUGCCAACGCACCAGAUACUCCUGUACAGGCAGAAGUAAUAUUUGUUAUAGAAGCUACUUCAUCGAAUGGAGCGUACAUAAAUGAACUGAAAACAAAUUACAUUAUACCCACUUUAGAGUAUUUUCAUGGUGGGCCUUUAGAAGAUGGUGGAGGCACUGGCUCUGUAUACUGUGUAGUCACAUACAAAACUGCCAACUGCCAUCCUGCAUGGCCUACUGACACAUAUGGACCAUUCAAAUGCCCACAGGAAGUUAUAGCAGCCAUUGAUAAGUUAAAGUUUGUUGGUGGUCAUGCUGAAUCUCGCGCAUGUGUUAUUGAGGGUCUUUCAACAGCGAUACAAUGUUUCGAAGAAUUAGGUCGGACAGAUUUACCGAUGCAUUUAUUAUUACUAUGUUGUUCUUCACCGUACGCAAUGUACGCCGGAGGUCUGGUCCCUGCAGGUGAGCCAGCGACUGUGGAGCAGGCGGCUCGGCAAUUAGCUGAGCGAGGAGUACAAGUGUCUAUAGCAGCAGCUAAAAAAAUAUUAGCACUAAAUCCGCUAUAUGAGCUCGCCGGUGGUGAUUUACACCAGGCGCAGCAGAGGAAUUUUGCGAAAGACCCAAGACACAUGGUGCUGCUAAGAGGCUACAGUCUCAAAGAAAGACCUCCUAGUCCAGCUCCACCGCCUGUUCCCGACAUACAAGGAGAAGUAUACCCACAAGGACGCGCUGUACAAAGCGUGGCCGCUGUCCAGGGUGGCCGCCCGCCGGCGCCACUGUUCCCGCGCGCGCAAGUACCGGGCCCAUCUAGAGCCGGCUGGGCGGCUAGACAUACCGCAUAUCCUAACCAAUCCGCGCUACUCACGCAGCUGGCUCAGCCAUCGUAUCCACCGCCACAAGUACCGCCGCAAGCUGGUCACCAGCGUAUGCCGGGUAUAUUGGCAACGCCGGGCCCAAGUACGUCGACUACGCCCGCCGCUCCGCAGCGCAGUUUCAUAUGGAGUGGCAUCAUAGAGUGGAUGGAGAAAGGAAAAGCUCCAGGUGAUCAGCAGAAGACCACCAGACAUCUCCAAUGUCAGGUGUCAGCAGGAUCUAAAGAAGUGGAGCCUGAGUUGAAGGUGGAUACAUGGCCCAACAAGUUGCUGAUGCAGCUGAUGCCGAAGCAGCUCAUAAGCAAUAUAGGCGGGCAGUACCUUAAAGAUAGCAAGUCCGUGUUGUUUCACCUUCAACCUUGUGAAGCUCUUGAUGCACUCACUAAAGUUAUGGUUAAUGGAUUUGCGGGAUGCGUACACUUCUCACUGAUGUCGUCGCCGCCUCAAUGCGACAUCAAAGUGUUAAUAUUAUUAUAUACACCGGACAAGAAGGCGUAUCUCGGAUUCAUACCCAACAACCAGGCCACAUUCGUCGACAGGCUCAGAAAGGUGAUACAACAACAGAAGAUAACACAGAUAAUUAACAAACAAUUACCGCCAGCGGGCGGAGCUUCGCCCGGUAUGUCACCUGCUUUACCUAGCUCCACAAUGGCAGCUACAGGAGCACUCCCGGCAGCGGGAAUGUCUCAAGCGAACAUGGGGGCGGGAACUAGUAUGGCGGGGACAUCGAUGCCGGGCACUAGCAUGCCAGGCACUAGCAUGCAAGCAGCUAGUAUGCCCGGCACAAGUAUGCAACCGGGCGGUAUGCAAGCUACUGGCAUGCAAGCCGGUAGUAUGCCCGGCGGCAGUGGACUCGCCGCUGGGAUGCCACAAGUGGGACAAAUGCAGGCAGCGGCUGGGCAAGGGUUGCCGCAUCCACAGGGCAUGAUGAUAAACACCGGGAUGGGUGGGCAAGUUCCCCAAGUGGGUGGUAAAGGCCCCCGCCCUGUGACCCAACUGGACGGCUUGGAAGCCGCCAGGCAACAGAACCUUGAGAAGAUCCAGCAUUUGCAGCAAACCCUAGAGGCUGCUCAUCAGCAGCAGUUCAAAUCCCAGAUGGAUAUCAUGACGCAUCUGCACGCGGCACAGCAACAGGAGCAGCACUAUAAACAACUUGAGGAGCAACGCAAGCAUCAGAUUCAGCAACAGUUACAGCAACAGUUGCGCGGCGGCGCGGCCACGCACGCUGCGCACGCGGCGCACGGCACGCACGCGGCGCACGCAGCGCACGCGGCGCACGGCACCAGACCGCUCAUGCGGCCGCUCCUACCCUCCAAUCCUGGCCUGCGACAUUUACUGCAACAGCAGCCACAAUAUAGACCUGGCGGUGGCGGACCUCGCCCCCCCUCAACGCAACAGUUCGACGACGUUAACAGCUACAACGAUUUCCUAUAA